UGGUCUGUUCCAAUGUCCCGUGAUAACCAAGAAGUAAAGUUUCCAGUCAGUGAAUCUUGUUGUGAGGAGACGUUCCCGAGUAUUUUUAUUAACCUUCUGUAUUUAAAAUGGAUGCACGUUGUGGCGGAACAUCCGAGGCGAAAGAUGCCGAUGAAGAGGUGCAGAAAAUAUGCGAUGAGGUAAAGUCUCAUGCAGAGGAUAAAGCUGGGCGAAAGUUUGACGUUUUCACCGCCAAAUCUUAUAAAACGCAAGUUGUUGCGGGGAGAAAUUACUUCAUCAAGGUGCAUGUAGGUGAGGAUGACUAUAUUCAUCUACGUGUCUUUAAACCCCUGCCCUGUGCUGGAGAAAAACUGGAGCUGCACGGCAUACAGACAUCCAAGGCUCAUCAUGAUGCCAUUGAAUACUUCUGAAGCAAACCUCCAGAAAGAUCAAAUCAUCAUGAAUAUUGGCCAAAAUCCCACUGUUACCAUUUUUACACUGUAAAUGUUUACUUUAACAUCUGA
Molecule: messenger RNA, 503 nt
Organism: Ctenopharyngodon idella (grass carp)
Lineage: Eukaryota; Metazoa; Chordata; Actinopteri; Cypriniformes; Xenocyprididae
Product: cystatin-B-like
Exons: 3
Coding region: 108-410 (100 amino acids)
Cellular component (GO): cytosol
Molecular function (GO): cysteine-type endopeptidase inhibitor activity
Source: RefSeq, a predicted model, not a curated record